AGAUAAUGGCAACCAGGAAAAGGUUGAAAAGACAUUUCUGCUGAGGAGCAGCUCCUCUCCCAGCCCAGCAGGGCUCAGGGCACUGCCUGCAGGCACUGAGGGCACAGGAGCCAGGCACAGACAGGCUAAAGGCAAUCAGGACUGGGAAGACAUUGAGCUGAGACUUCACUUGGGGAAACAUCUUCACAGCCCUGGACAUGCCCAGUAUGCCCAGAGUGAAGAAAUGUCCAACAGCAGCUCCAUCAGCCACUUCCUCCUGCUGCCAUUGGCAGACACGCGGCAGCUGCAGCUCCUGCACUUCUGCCUCUUCCUGGGCAUCUCCCUGGCUGCCCUCCUGGGCAACGGCCUCAUCAUCAGCGCCGUAGCCUGCAGCCACCACCUGCACACCCCCAUGUUCUUCUUCCUGCUCAACCUGGCCCUCACUGACCUGGGCUGCAUCUGCACCACUGUGCCCAAAGCCAUGCACAAUUCCCUCUGGGACACCAGGAGCAUCUCCUACUCAGGAUGUGCUGCUCAGGUUUUCUGCUUUGUUUUCUUUAUUUCAGCAGAGUAUUCCCUCCUGACCAUCAUGUGCUACGACCGCUACGUGUCCAUCUGCAAACCCCUGCACUACGGGACCCUCCUGGGCAGCAGAGCUUGUGCCCACAUGGCAGCAGCGGCCUGGGCCAGUGCCUUUCUCAAUGCUCUGGUACACACGGCCAAUACAUUUUCCCUGCCCCUGUGCCAAGGGAAUGCCUGGGGACAGCUUUUCUGUGAAAUCCCGCACAUCCUUAAACUCUCCUGCUCCAGAUCCUACCUCAGUGAACUUGGGCUUCUUACUGUUAGUGUUUGCUUAUAUUUUAGCUGUUUUAUGUUUAUUAUUUUCUCCUAUGUGCAGAUCUUCAGGGCUGUGCUGAGGAUCCCCUCUGAGCAGGGACGGCACAAAGCCUUUUCCACCUGCCUCCCUCACCUGGCUGUGGUCUCCUUGUUUAUCAGCACUGCAUUCUUUGCCUACCUAAAGCCCUCCUCCAUCUCCUCCCCAUCCCUGGAUCUGUCCCUGUCAGUUCUGUACUCAGUGGUGCCUCCACUCCUGAACCCCCUCAUCUACAGCCUGAGGAACCUGGAGCUCAAAGCUGCAGUGUGGAGACUGAUAACUAGACAAUUUCAGAAAAAUUAA
Messenger RNA from Oenanthe melanoleuca, 1156 nucleotides. Its product is annotated as olfactory receptor 14A16-like. The coding region runs from base 224 to 1156 and encodes 310 amino acids. NCBI's taxonomy places the organism in Eukaryota, Metazoa, Chordata, Aves, Passeriformes, Muscicapidae. The transcript is spliced from 2 exons. The record is from RefSeq and is a predicted model, not a curated record. Gene Ontology annotation, cellular component: membrane. Gene Ontology annotation, molecular function: G protein-coupled receptor activity; olfactory receptor activity. Gene Ontology annotation, biological process: G protein-coupled receptor signaling pathway.